This is a messenger RNA of Mesorhabditis belari, 2250 nucleotides long. The record is from the annotation of a GenBank genome assembly. NCBI's taxonomy places the organism in Eukaryota, Metazoa, Nematoda, Chromadorea, Rhabditida, Rhabditidae.
AUGAAGGUCGGAAUCUACAUAGGAUCGACCGAAGAAGAUGAGGUUUUCUACAACGGGAAGUUGCACAGCGCCACUCGUGCCAACAACCUUCCCAAGCCUCCUCUCUCGGGGAACUGGGUGAAAAUAACUGCUUCGGCUACGGACACUUGCGGGCUACUGGUGUUCACUAUCACUGACAUCAUGAACGAAACAGAUACCCUGCCGCUGGUCACGCGAAAUUUAAAAGGACUUCUUAAAACGAAAGAUUCAAUAAUCGUGCUUCCUUCAUCAACCAUUUGGUCGCGACACUUUGGUCAAGUCGGGGAUAAGAUGAAAGCUGCAGCAACCCUGCAAAAGGAUCAAUCUUAUACAGCUUCUUUAACUUGGAACAAGGAGAAGAAGCUUUUUGAAUUACUGAAGUCUUCUGAUGCCCAGUUGGACGCGCAAAAUGCUAUCUUCAAAAAGUAUGAAGCCGAAAACUUGGUGGGAGCUCGUGCAACAGUCUGCAGUAUUCAACAGCCUGCGGUGACGCCAGUUGAGGUAAAAAACAAGGAGAUUAACAUCAUGGUAGAGGAGGACGAAUGGGUGACUGGAGUGGUUGUGAAGCAUUCGGUCACGGGACGGGAUUUGGUUAUGUACAACGAAAAGUAUGGUGGAGUCAUCGUCAAGUACCAGCAACACACCGUGAUUACCAUCAAUCAAGAAGCUAUACGACCAACAGCGGGAAUGCUAGCGAGAUUUACGCUUAAGAAGGGCCGCUUUGAGUUUGAGCCAGAACCGCGAAAAGUCGAAAUGUACCAGUACCAGGCUGAAAAAGUCGACUACUUGGCAAAAGACAAGCUACAGAAGGUUGUUGAUCACCAAAACAGACGGACGAAUCACAAAAACGCGUGCACAUUAUUGGUGGACGCGAUGGCUCGUUAUGACGGGGUACAUUUUGUGGUCUACACGAAGGGACCACCAAAGGAGCGCUUGUUGACCGCAAUCGAUCCCCACAGAUGUGUUCAAGAACCCGAUCGUCGCACGGAGUACAUCCUCCGAUUGGCAUGUUUCUAUCGGGAUGGGACUCUUAUGUGGAAAGUGAUCAGUAUGCUUAAGAUUCUGUCACAAAACGCGGCUUUAUUGGAACGAGUAAUUGAAUUUGUCGCUGAGGUUCGCGAAGAACCCGCUAAAAGCGGCCAAAUGGAAGCAAGAGCCAAUCUCCGAUCAUCACUUCAAGAAAUUGGAUUGAAUGCUCCAAUGGCUCUGUCGCAACGUUUUGCUGGACCAAACAUCGAAAUCCAACGACCCACACAAGCCACAAAAGUGACCGAGGAAAGGAGAAGCUUAUCUAAUGAGCAACGUCGACCCGUGAUCUUAUCAUCGCAUCUCAUCAGCUCCACUCCAAAUGAAAAUUCUCCGGGCUAUGUGAAGGCCCGCGGCUCUGGAGAAUCCUCUUCCAUAUCAUUGGACGGCGAUGAGGGCGUUGAAAUUCUCAAGCCGGCCUAUGUAAGCGAGAAAUGGAAGCAUCAUAAAAGUGAGGAAGGAUGGCAUUAUGGCUGGUGCUACAUCUUCUACGAUCGAGACAAUAAGCAAGAGCAACUAAAAGUGGUUUCAACGUCUAAUCAGCGCUUCAUGGCCAGCUAUUCUAUCCGCGAGAAGAACAAGGUGAUGGGGCAUUGGAUCGAGUUUAAAGAAAGGGAUCGAUUCGCCGAGCAAAUGACGGUGUUGGAAAGAAAAGAUUUCCCAAAAUGCCGACUUAUGCUGAAACGUACAGAGAUAGAGUUAGAGCUCACCUAUAGAGAUAGAGGCGACGGAAAAAAGCAUCUGUUCAAAAAUGAUCUGAUUGGUGAUGUAAUUCUUCCGGAUUUCGGAGGGAAGUACACGGACGGCGCGACUUAUUUGCUUUGGUUUCUAGUCGAUGCCAAAAUGUAUCCCGCGCGAAGCGAGUUCCCUCGCAUCAAAAAUGUGAUGACCGACUGCCAGUGGGGAACGGGCGAAUAUUCUGAUUCGGAAGACACGAGCGAAUAUUCCGAUUCGGAAGACACGAGCGAUGAGAUAGUCGAGGAAGAAAGCGAGGUGCGUCUACCGGUCAUUCUUGACGACAAUGGCGCCACAGUGAAGGAGUGCCGUCCAACGAUCCCGAUCAGUGAAGGGAAACCGAUGGUCCUUCCUAAUUCGACUCGAAAUCCACUUCUUCAUCCACCACCACUCGCAUACCGUGAGCUCGUCUCGCGGAUCAUGCGCAUUCCUGAGGCGAUAGACAUCAUCGAGAGAAUGGCGACCGCUCGA